Messenger RNA from Cladophialophora yegresii CBS 114405, 546 nucleotides. RefSeq lists its product as uncharacterized. The transcript is spliced from 2 exons. NCBI's taxonomy places the organism in Eukaryota, Fungi, Ascomycota, Eurotiomycetes, Chaetothyriales, Herpotrichiellaceae. Gene Ontology annotation, biological process: cellular response to nitrosative stress; nitric oxide catabolic process. The record is from RefSeq and is a predicted model, not a curated record. Gene Ontology annotation, molecular function: nitric oxide dioxygenase [NAD(P)H] activity; FAD binding. Bases 1 to 546 code for a protein of 181 amino acids. Gene Ontology annotation, cellular component: intracellular anatomical structure.
AUGUCUUCCAAUGAGACGAGCAGGCUGUGGUCAAUUGACCAGGUAGUGAUCCCUAUCAGCAAGCCAGACAAGUACUCUCUUAGCGACAACGGCGAUUUCUUUCUCAUCGUGCGAGAAGAGCGCGACGACCAUGCUCGUAUCGUCCUUCUCUCCGCUGGUGUGGCCUUAACUCCACUCACAUCAAUUCUCAAUACCUCUAUUGCCAAGCGUGGACAUGAGGUCUCGUGGGUGCACGUCAACAAAAGCCAACAGUCCCACGCGUUCUAUGACCACGUCAAAGACAUGCCCGAUUUGAGUCCAUGGACCAACAAGCCGAUCUUCCACAGCAGCGUGCAUUAUGAUCAUAAGGGACGCUCAGAUUUGUCGAAGCUGGACCCAGAAAAAGAUUUGAAGCUGAACGACAAGAAUGCCACUUGUUAUAUUUGCGGACGCGGACAAUUCAUGGUCGAGCUGGAGCACUGUCCGGGGGAGGAAAGGAGUGGAUGUAAACACGAUCACAUGGAGGUCUUCGGCACAGGCGGCGUGCUUCAAAUGACUGGGAGUUGA